UAAAGUGGUCAUAUCGAGCCGCGAAAGCCAUUUACGAUUAACUAGUUUCUUUUCCCCUUUGUUUUCCCCGUUUCCAGAUUUUCCCCCAGUUUCCCACAGAGUGUUUUCAGGUUUCCAUACCGAAAUAUUAUGUAACGCAGUGAGUUAUAAGUGAUCUGAUUAUGAUAACCCGGAGCCGCGCAAAGGAUUCAGUGUGUGACCAAGCGCAGAACCCCGACAUGGAAAUAACACAACCAUCCGUAGGUACAAGUCGAGAAAAUAUAACAUAUCUCGACUGCAGGCAGCACUCCGCGGCGCCGCCAAGGAAUGCACCGCGACCCUGCUGGCGACAACCCUCAACCCUCAGGAAGUAAUCAACGCACUGGAACAGAGGUUUGCGAGACCGGAAAUAAUAGUUAACCAACAGGUAACAUGUUUAAAAAUGUCACCUAAACUUACCUACGAUUUAAAGGAUUUACCUAAUCUCGUAACUAAACUACAAAACUGCGUUGCUACUUUAAGAGCACUCGACCAACACGAUUACUUGAUUUCACCGGAACUUUAUCAAACGGUUUUAACUAAAUUAACCCCUAUCUUAUUAGAAAAAUGGUUUGACUACGCCCAUUCCCGCAACUCUAAUAAAAAACUGGUCGCGUUAUCAGAUUUUUUGGAAAUAGAAUUAGUAAAACAUGUGAAGUUUGGUUCGCUAGCCAGCUAUAAUCCCAUUCUACCGCAGGACCAAACUAGAUUUAAGGGUGCUUUACACAGGCGCGAGGAAAACGUCUUAGCCACAACUAGUAACGCAAAAAAAACACAAUGCGUAUAUUGUAACAAUAAACACGAUAUUAGGGAAUGCACACCGUUUAGGGAAUUGCCAAUCAAUGACAAGUGGGCGUGGGUAACAAGAUACAGAGUGUGUUAUAGGUGCCUAAAGAGCCAUCCACACACGUGGAGAGAAUGUUCACCGAACCUAAAAUGUGGAGUUGACUCAUGCAGUAGGAACCACGACCCGAUGCUACAUAGGCAGGAAACGUCAGGUCAAAUAGCGAACAACACAGUCAACGUAACAUGUCCACAGCCCUUACCAGCUACAGUAGACGAACCGUCAAACAACACAGUGGUCGACACGAUCAACACAGCUAUCAACACAUCAUGUGAACAAAGACAAACUCUAUUAAAAAUUAUCCCAGUAACUAUUAGUGGACCAAAGGGUAGCUACGACACCUUCGCUAUGUUAGACGAUGGGAGUACAGCUACUGUCAUUGACCAAGUCGCUGCCGGCAUUAUAGGAGCCGAAGGGCGCCCGGAACAAAUUAGCGUACAAGGAAUAGGAGGUAUGAGGAUAGAUGUCCAAGUCGAGUAUGUCAGCUUCGACAUAAGAGGUAAAUACGCCAACGACAGCUACAAAAUCAACAAUGCCAAGAGCAUGGAAAAAUUAAAUCUUCGUAAACAAACAAUACAACUAACAGACGUUCAAAUGUUUAAACACCUAUCCGACAUAGCAAACAAGAUAUCAUAUUCCGAUGCGAAACCAACAGUGCUCAUAGGAGCGUGCGAUUGGAAUUUACUCAUUACCCACGAACAUCGUAUUGGGUCUGCUGGGGAACCAGUAGCAUGUCGUACUGCUUUAGGUUGGACACUAUAUGGUUCUAUGUCAAGCCGUAACGUUACCAACUUAAUUGCCCAGCAUAAUAUCUUUCACACAAACACCCACAAAAAACACAGUGACAACUCGGAGCUAGAGUCCCUCGUUAAAACUCAAUAUAAAUUGGACUCGUUGGGAAUAACCAAACAAGUUAAAUUAACGGACGCAGAGGAGCGAGCCAUUCAUAUUUUAGAGUCCACGGCACGCCGUCUCCCAACCGGCCGAUUUGAGGUAGGCAUGAUUUGGCGAAAUGAUAUCGAGCACACACCAGAUAGCUAUUAUCAAGCUCUUAAUAGGUUAAAAGGUUUAGAUAAACUUAUGAAAAAAGACCAAACUUUCGCCGACGCUUACACGACAUACAUAAACGGCCUACUGGAAAAAGGUUACGCAGAAACAUGCGAACCAUCUACGUACCACGAAGUGUAUCAAAAGAUGCCACCGCACGAACCAAUACGAUGGUACACUCCACAUUUUGGUGUUUACCACCCACAAAAAAAGAAAUUACGCGUUGUUAACGACGCUGCUUGUAAGACAUAUGGAGUCAGCUUGAACUCGCUUCUACUCCCGGGGCCAGACCUACUACAACCCCUCUUAGGAGUGUUGUUUCGAUUUAGAGAGGGACGUAUCGGUCUCACAGCCGACAUUAAGGAAAUGUUUCCACAAGUACGCAUCCGACCACAGGAUCGUGAUGCACUCCGCUUCCUUUGGACAGAGAAUUCAAACAUAAAGGAACUAAGAAUGACUUCCGUUAUUUUUGGCGCAUGCUCAAGCCCAUUUACGGCGCAAUUUAUUAAAAAUAAAAAUGCCUUAGAAUUUAAGACUCGUUAUCCUGAAGCGCUUGGCUUCCUCAACCUGACUUGUUAG
This is a messenger RNA of Plutella xylostella (diamondback moth), 2488 nucleotides long. The record is from RefSeq and is a predicted model, not a curated record. NCBI's taxonomy places the organism in Eukaryota, Metazoa, Arthropoda, Insecta, Lepidoptera, Plutellidae.